Mixia osmundae IAM 14324 is the source of this 2411-nucleotide messenger RNA. RefSeq lists its product as uncharacterized. The coding region runs from base 59 to 2305 and encodes 748 amino acids. The record is from RefSeq and is a predicted model, not a curated record. Gene Ontology annotation, molecular function: acyltransferase activity. NCBI's taxonomy places the organism in Eukaryota, Fungi, Basidiomycota, Mixiomycetes, Mixiales, Mixiaceae. The transcript has 6 exons.
GGACGAUGCAGGGACUUGCCUCCCCAUGCCGUACGACUGUGACGAGCAUCAGUAGGUGAUGACGUGUGCACUUUGUCUGGCUGGCCAUGUCAAAAUCACGCGCGCGCGCCUCGCCCUAAAAUCGGCAAUUCAAAGGGAGACGGGCUCGAGCGCAAGCGGGUGCGAGCGUAUGUUGCGUAGUGGAGCAACAAGUCCUCGCUCGGUGCUCAGAGCGAUCCCUACACGAGCCGGUCUGGCUAUCGCGACAGAAAGCUCGACUUCAGGAAAGAAAAGAGCCAGCUGGGCGGACCAGUACAAGGCCUUUUCUUCAGCCGCAAGGAGGAUGUUCGCCGUCACUCCAUACAAGCAGGAUCAGGUCAAGACCUUUGCACACCAAAAGACGCUACCGAGACUGCCUGUGCCUGCGCUCGAAAGCUCCCUGAGCAAAUAUGUCAAGUCCCUGCGACCGCUCCUGCUCGAACAAGCAAGACAACAAGGUCACGAUGAGGCUUGGGUUGAGGCAGAGAUGACCAAACGCGAGGACAUCGCAAAGGACUUCCUUCAGACCCGCCGACACCUUCAGCAACGCCUCAUAGACAUCGAUAGAGCGACGCCGUCCAAUUGGCUAGACGAUCACUUUUGGAUCAGGGUAGCCUACCACUCCUGGCGCGUUCCGCUGCCUGUCAACUCGAACUGGUGGAUCUUGAUGGCACACGACCAAGACGUGCCCAAAGCGAUCACGGACGGACGCCCGCUCGAUGGGGAGUUCACAGACUGGCAGGUCAAGCGUGCAGCAGGUCUCACUUGGCGACUGAUCGAUUUCAAACGCCGCCUAGACACGGAGGAGAUCCUGCCAGAUGGCUCUAGAGCAGGUCCGUUCGACAUGCACCAAUACACUCGAAUCUAUGGCGUCAAUCGCGUGCCUCGCAAACCGUUUGACUUGCUCACCCAUGCACCCCAUCCUCAUCCUGCACGACACAUCUUGCUCAUCAUCCGAGAUCAGUUCUAUCGGGUCGAUGUCAUUGACGAAGCAGGUCGUUACAAAUCACAAGACGAAAUAGAAUCUGCAUAUUGGGGCGCUGUUGCCGAUGUCAAAUCUCGCUCGGGCGCGGAUCUCGAUGCACCCGUCGGUCUUCUGACCGGCAACGGUAGAGACACAUGGACAGAUUCCCGGGAACGCCUGCUGGCCGUCGCGCCCGAGAACCGUCAGGCCAUGUCGCUCACGGAAGAUGCGCUCAUCACCGUCGCACUCGACGACUGGACACGCGUGCAUGACAGUCCAUACCCUUCCUCGCUAUCAUCCGAGCUGAAGCAGAGCACUACCGGCGAUGUCAUCGAUCGCUCGCUCGAUCUCGAUUCGCACGUUCUCAACUCCUGCGCCGGUCGACAAGGGCACAAUAGAUGGUUCGACAAGGCCGUCGGGAUCAACGUCGAGAGUAAUUCGCGAGCUACAAUGAUGGGCGAGCACUCGCCCUGCGAUGCUCUGAUCCCUUCGAUCGUUUGCGAUUAUGCGCUCGCUGAGGGCUGCGGGAAAGAGUCUGCGCCUGCAAAGCCGUCUAGCGACUUUGCGAGGAUCCGAUGGAAGACUGACGAAGGGACGCUAGCUGAUAUCAAGGCUGCGGAAGCCGUCGUCGAUGGUCUGGUCAAAGAUAGCGAUGGACAGAUGCUCUGGUUCGACGAGUAUGGUGUCGACUGGAUCAAGAAGUCUGCCAAGCAGUCUCCCGACGCGUAUUUACAGCAAGCGCUCCAGCUUGCAUGGUUCAAAGAUCAAGGGAAAGCAACGGCGACGUAUGAGACCGCAUCCACACGACUGUUCCUGCAUGGACGCACAGAUGUUAUUCGCAGCUUCAGUGAAGACAGCUGGCGUUGGGUGCAAGCCAUGACAUCUGGCAAAUCAGACUCAAAGACGCUGUACGAUCUGCUGACCAAGGCCACUCAAUACCACAAUCAAUUCACGCGCGAAUCCUCGAUGGGCAAAGGAUUCGAUCGACACUUGCUCGGUCUCAAGCUCGUCUUGCAGCCUGGCGAAUCGCAUCCGCUCUUCGAAGACGAGCUGUUCAGUCUUUCGCAAGAAUGGAAGCUCAGCACGAGCGGACUGAGCGCGGGUGAUCGCUUCUUCGGCACAGGGUUCGGCACCGUCUGGCCCGAUGGCUAUGGCAUCAACUAUCUUGCUGGCAAUAAGAUCAUCAAAUUCGGCAUUGAAUCCAAGAAGAGCUGCCCCACAACGUCGACGCACAAGUUCAGAACCGCUCUGGCUGAAGCUCUGCGAGAGAUGCGUGCUGUGUGCGAAGAAGCUGCGCCUGCUAGCACACCUCCCAAGCUGUGAUCUUCUCAUUGCAGUCGUGCUACAACACACAGUCCGUCACGGGUUCAAUCUUACUGAGGCGCCUUGCCUGCUGCUCGUUCCCGUUGCUGCUCGAGGUGUGAAUAAA